Cladophialophora immunda is the source of this 1892-nucleotide messenger RNA. RefSeq lists its product as uncharacterized. The transcript has 2 exons. Gene Ontology annotation, molecular function: heme binding; catalase activity. Gene Ontology annotation, biological process: hydrogen peroxide catabolic process; response to hydrogen peroxide. Gene Ontology annotation, cellular component: peroxisome; mitochondrion; cytoplasm. Bases 1 to 1755 code for a protein of 584 amino acids. NCBI's taxonomy places the organism in Eukaryota, Fungi, Ascomycota, Eurotiomycetes, Chaetothyriales, Herpotrichiellaceae. The record is from RefSeq and is a predicted model, not a curated record.
AUGGAGGCAGUCCAGAGGAUCAUUCAAGCUCCUAUUGAAGUCCUCAAAUCUACCAUGGCAAACGAUACUUCCUUUGCGGCACAUGUCGCCCACCAGUUCAAUUCAUACGAGCAGGACCGCCAGAUGGACUCCAAGCAAACCAUCUACGCCACCAGCAAUGGUGUACCCGUGGCUCAUCCCUAUGAAGCUCAACGAGCGGGCGAGAGUGGCCCCCUCCUCCUCCAAGACUUCCACCUAAUCGACCUCAUUUCCCACUUCGACAGAGAGCGGAUCCCAGAGCGUGUUGUCCAUGCAAAGGGCAGCGGUGCCCACGGUUUCUUCGAGUGUACCAACCCUGCCGAUGACCUGACGUGCCUCGACAUUUGGAGCACCAAAGGCAAGAAAUGCCCAGUCACCGUCCGAUUCUCUACCGUCGGUGGCGAGGCUGGCUCGCAUGAUUGUGCCCGAGACCCUCGAGGCUUCGCAGUCAAAUUCAGGACUGAAGAGGGUAACUGGGACUUGGUCGCCAACAAUACUCCGGUCUUUUUCUUGAGAGACCCCGCCAAAUUCCCUCAUUUCAUCCAUACGCAAAAGAGACAUCCCUCCACGCAUUUGACCCACGCCGACGACUCAACCAUGUUCUGGGACUAUCUAUCAAACAAUCCCGAGAGCGUUCAUCAGGUUAUGAUCCUGAUGAGUGACCGGGGUAUCCCUGAUGGUCUUCGCUUCAUGCACGGCUAUUCCGGCCACUCUCUGAAGCUCGUGAAAAAGAACGGCGACUGGGUCUAUUGCCAGAUUCAUAUGAAGUCUAUGCAGGGCACGAAGUUCCUGACCCAGGAAGAGUCUGCCACCAAGUCUCCAGAUCACUCCCAGAAGGAUCUAUACGAGGCCAUCCAACGUGGCGACUACCCUAAGUGGUCAGUGGAGAUCCAAACCAUGACUCCCAAGCAGGCCGAAGAGGUCUGGGCGAAGCAAGGCAUCAAUGUCUUUGACUUAACCCACGUGUGGCCUCAGAAACAAUUCCCCUUGCGUAAAGUGGGCGAGUUUACACUGAACGAGAAUUGCGUCAAUUACUUUGCCGAAGUCGAGCAGGCGGCAUUCAGCCCUUCCCACAUGCCUCCCGGUAUCGAACCUUCGGCCGAUCCAGUCUUGCAAUCCCGUCUCUUCUCAUACCCAGACACUCACCGCCACCGUGUGGGUGCAAACUACCAACAACUCCCCAUCAACACUGCCCGCACAGCCUACAAAUACGGAAACUUCCAACGAGAUGGCCCCAUGGCAUUCUACAAUCAAGGUGGUCGUAUGAAUUAUCUCUCUUCCAUCGACCCCAUCCAAUUCCGCGAACGAAGCGUCGAUUACGAUAAGACUCAUGGUCAUUUCCAAGGCCAUGCCAUCUCCUUCCUUUCUCAGAUCCGACCCGAAGACUUCAACGGCCCACGCGCCCUAUGGGAGAAAGUUUUCGAUGAGCCUGCACGACAACGUUUCAUUAACAAUGUUACUGGCAAGAUGGAAGUUUGCCCGAACAAAGAGAUCUUGAAGAGGCAGAUUGCCAUCUUCCGUGAAGUCAGCGAGGACCUUGCUCAGCGACUAGAGAAAUCGACAGGCAUUAAAGGUUAUGAUGGGAUCAAAAACAUGAAGUUUAAUGGUACUCAUAAUGGCAUGAGUUCAGAUCCUGCGAUCAAGCAAGCCAACGGUGUCAAACCGACCACGUUUAGCAACGACACCAAUGGAGCACCGACCAAGGGUUCACACAACAGUAUCCCGAAUGUUGCAUAGAGGAUCUAAGUAUUGAGAGAACGAGAGUGUGCUGGCAGGGAUGAUACACAAAAGGAUGAAAUACCCGUCAUGGUAAGGUGUAUUACCAAGAUGUCAUCUUGGCCUUGACAAAAAUUAGAGAGUAUUCAAACUCCGUC